Molecule: messenger RNA, 7713 nt
Organism: Rubroshorea leprosula
Lineage: Eukaryota; Viridiplantae; Streptophyta; Magnoliopsida; Malvales; Dipterocarpaceae
Source: the annotation of a GenBank genome assembly
AACGCAGGAAUCAUCGUCAUCCCUCAACAUCUGCAAAGCUGAAAGAGUCCAAGCCCUCAAGAGUUUCUCCUUCGAGUCCCUGCUUCUCUUCUCCCUUUCUAAAUCCCCAACUCUCUGUUUCUCCAUUUCGUCUUCUUCUUCUGAUUCAUCUCCAUAUUCGAAUCCCUAAGUUUUUGUAAGCCCUGCUUCCAUAGCUUCUCAUAGUAUUUGAUGCUGGGAACAGUAUGCCGCUGAUAGUUUGGAGAAAUGCAAAGGUAUUAUGCUGCCAGCUGCACUAGUGCAGUGAAUAAUAGUGCAACAGGGGGUGGCUCAGCCAGGGAUAAUGCCCGAGCUCGCUCGUCUUCCUUACCACCUAACUUCUCAGUAAAUUCUAGGCGACAGUCACAGUUAACGGCAUACAAGUUGAAGUGUGAUAAGGAGUCGCUUAAUUCCAGACUUGGACUGCCUGAUUUUCAUCCCCAAUCUCAAAAUUGCCCUGAAGAGACUCUUACUAGAGAAAAUGUGCAUCAUGGAUACAAGGAGACUAUUGAUGGAAUUGAGGAUAAUAAGGAGAUCUCAUUGACUCAGAUUCAGGCUUUUAGUAAGCCUGUUGUUCUAAAGUGUCGAGAUGCAAUCAGGAAAUGUCUUAGAGCUAUUAAUGAAUCUCGUGCUCAAAAACGGAAGGCUGGUCAGGUUUAUGGUGUGCCUCUUUCUGGUUCACUAUUGAGUAAACCUGGAGUUUUUCCUGAACAAAGGCCAUGUGGUGAAGAUUUCCAGAAGAAAUGGAUUGAGGGUUUAUCACAGCAACAUAAACGCUUGCGUUCUUUGGCUGAUCAUGUUCCUCAUGGUUAUACGGGGACUUCAUUAUUUGAAGUUAUUAUUAAGAAUAAUGUUCCUUUGCACAGAGCAACUUGGUUUAUCAAAGUAACUUAUCUUAAUCAGGUUCGCCCUGGUUCUUCUGGAGCUGCUGAUAAAACUCAGUUAUCUCGCACAGAGCUUUGGACUAAGGAUGUUAUUGAAUAUUUGCAGCACCUUUUAGAUGAAUUUUAUAAGAGAAAUCAUUCUCAUUCUAAUCAACACCAUAGAGAUAAACCACAACAAACGCUUUAUGCUGGGUCAUUACAGCGCAGGAGUAAUCCGGCAUCAACAGUCCUUGAUGGUGAAGAGCCCUCCUUAUAUUUUAAGUGGUGGUAUGUGGUGCGGCUUUUGCAGUGGCAUAAUGCAGAAGGAUUGCUUCUCCCUUCCCUUGUCAUUGAUUGGGUUCUUACUCAACUACAGGAAAAAGAAUUGCUUGAGAUCUUGCAAUUAGUAUUGCCUAUCAUACAUGGAGUUUUAGAAGCUAUCACUCUAUCUCAGACGUAUGUGCGUACUCUUGUGGCUAUAGCUAUUCAAUUCAUUCGUGAGCCUUCUCCUGGGGGAUCAGAUCUAGUUGAUAAUUCCCGGAAGGCAUACACAAUAUCUGCACUGGUUGAAAUGGUUAGGUAUUUGAUACAGGUUGUACCUGAUACCUUUGUUGCUAUAGAUUGUUUUCCUUUACCACCCUGUGUUGUCUCCCAUGCAUUAAAUGAUGGAAGUUUUGUAUCAAAAGCAUCGGAGGAUAUUGGAAAAAUAAAAAACAAUUCAGCAGAAGUUGCCUAUGUUCUCAGAAGUAAUGGUAUUGAUUCUCAGUACCAAUCAUUGUCGCUUGAUCACCUUGUGUCAGCCAUUCAGAAACAUGCAGAUAAUCUUGCAAAGGGAGCAAGUAGUGGGUCUCCUAGUCAGGGCAUGGCUAAAGCUGUGAAGGCCUUGGAUAAAUCUCUACUACAUGGAGAUCUUAGAGAGGCUUACAAAUGUAUCUUUGAAGAUCUAUGUGAUGGAGACAUUGAUGAGGGUUGGAUUCUAGAAGUUAGCCCAUGUUUGAGAUCUUCACUAAAGUGGAUUGGCACUGUCAGCCUAUCAUUCAUUUGCUCAGUUUUUUUCCUUUGUGAGUGGGCCACGUGUAAUUUCAGGGAUUUUAGGAUGGGUCCCCCUUCUGACUUGGUCUUCACUGGCAGAAAAGAUUUUUCACAAGUGCAUGUUGCAAUUCAACUUUUGAAGUUAAAGAUGAGGGAGUUAAAAAAUCCACCUUCACAGAAGAAAGAGGGGAGCUUAGCAAUCAAAAAGCUUGCCAAGAAUAAUAAUUUUCAGAAUAACCUUUUGGCCAGUACUUAUCUGGAGAAUGAUUAUGAGGCCAAAUGCAAUGCAAAAAGUAUGGAUGGAAGAAUUAGUUCAGCAGACCUAUUUGAAAGCCCAGGUCCUAUGCAUGAUAUUUUUGUAUGUUUUAUUGAUCAGCAUGUAGGGCACAAAGAGGAAAGUACCACAUGCCUUCAGCUUUUUGUUUUGGAACUCAUAAAUUCAGGUAUCUUUUUCCCCCAGGUAUAUGUGAGGCAGUUGAUUGUUAGUGGAAUUAUGGAUACUGCUGACACGGGUAGAAAGAAAAGGCACUAUGGUAUCCUGAAGCAGCUUCCUGGGUUGUUUAUGCACAAUGCUUUGGAAGAAAAUAGAAUUGCUGAAGGGUCAGAACUUUCCGAGGCCAUGCAUGUUUACUCAAAUGAGCGUCACCUUGUCCUUCAGCAACUUCAUUAUGAUCUAUAUAAUCUGAGUGGUGUUCAUGCAUUGGUAAGGAAGCAAAAGCAUCAUUCAACCACCCGAAAGGAUGGUGCUUCCCAAACUUCAGGUGAUCAGUGGAAACCUGUUCGGUCAUCAUACAAUGCAUUGUCACCCAUGAAGGUCAAAAGAGAUGUGUACCUUGAAGAGCUGAAGGCUUCCAUCUCAACAUUGUUGCAAAUCCCUAGCUCAGCUACUACAUCUGCAGAUACUGGAGUGGAUGAAUCUCAAAGGAGUGUUAAGAGGCCAAUUGGGUCAAUAUACAACAAGAUGGAUCUGGUAGAAGGUACACCUGGCUGUGAAGAUUGUAAAAGGGUAAAGAGACAAAAAUCAAGUGAGGAAAAGAACUCUUCCCUUCUGUUACCUUCACUAAUUCCAUCUGAUGAUGAAGAUACCUGGUGGGUAAGGAAGGGCCCUAAAUCCUUGGAGUCUUUCAAAGUUGAUGCUCCACAUACGUCAACAAAACAGGUAACCCGGGGGGGUAGGCAAAAGACCGCGCGUCUUGCUCAAUUAGCAGCUGGUAGGAUUGAGGGUAGCCAGGGAGCCUCUACAAGCCACAUAUGUGAUAAUAGUAAGACUAACUGCCCCCAUCACAGAACUGAAGUAGACACUCUUAAGUCAUUGGAUGGGAUCAGAAGUGCCCAUGCAGGAGAUAUGGUUUCAAUUGGAAGGGCUAUUAAGCAAUUACGCUUUGUGGAGAAGAGAAUCCUUACAGUUUGGUUGAUAUCUGCAGUUAAGCAGCUUGUUGAAGAAACUGAGAAAACUGUAGCCAAGGUUGGCCAGUAUGGUAGGCCUUUUGUUAGUGCUGAUGAGAAGAGCCCUUUAUGUUGGAAGCUUGGUGAGGAUGAGCUAUCUGUUAUACUGUAUCUUUUGGACAUUUCAUGUGAUUUAGCUUCAGCAGUCAAGUUUCUUCUUUGGCUGGUGCCGAAGGUUCUUAAUAAUUCAAGUCCUACUAUUCAUAGUGGGAGAAGUUUUCUUAUGCUGCCUAAGAAUGUGGAUAACCAUGCAUGUGAAGUGGGGGAAUCAUUCUUGUCAUCAUCACUCCGAAGGUAUGAGGAUGUUGUUUUUUCAAACGAUCUUAUUCCCGAAGUCUUGUCAGUUAUAAUGAAUCGUGCCGCAGCUGUUAUGGCAUCUACUGGAAGAAUUUCUAGUUCAGCAACCAUAAUUUAUGCUCGGUACUUGUUGAAGAGGUAUGGCAACAUUGCUAGUGUCAUUGCAUGGGAGAAGAAUGUCAGGGCAAAAUAUGAUAAGAGAUUGCUUUCUGAACUUGAAGCUGGACAGUCUCUGGAUGGAGAAUUUGGAUAUUCACUUGGAGCUCUGGCUGGAGUUGAAGACCUUGAUGAUUAUCUCCGUCAAAAAAUAACUAGUGGAAGGUUAUCCAGAGUGGGUUUGAGCAUGCGGGAUGUGGUGCAAAGACAUCUUGAGGAAGCCUUCCAGUAUUACUUUGACAAGGAGAGGAAACUCUUAGCUGCUUGUACAGCAAAAGGUCCUGUAUUAGAGAAAUGGGAUGAUGUUUAUCAGAUAGCUCAGCAAAUUAUAAUGGGGCUAAUGGAGUGUAUUAGGCAGACUGGUGGUGCUGCUCAAGAAGGCGACCCAUCUCUGGUUUCUUCUGCUGUUUCUGCCAUUGUCAGUAAUGUAGGCCCAUGUAUGGCAAAGAUUCAUGAUUUUACAAGUGGCAGUAAUUGUUCUAAUUAUCAGUUCUCUGUGAGUUUAUUGAAUUUUGCUAGGCGCAUUUUGCGAAUCCAUAUAACUUGCUUAUGCCUACUCAAGGAUGCUCUUGGGGAACGUCAAAGCCGAGUCUUUGAGAUAGCCCUUGCAACAGAAUUUUCUUCUGCUCUUAGUGCGGCAUUUGGCUCUAGAAAGUCUUCUAGGAACCAGUUUCAACUGUCUCCUGAAGCUCAUGAUUCUAGUGCAAACAUAUCCAAUGAAAUUUUGAACAGUUCUGCCAAAGCAGCAGUUGGAAGAACAAAAAUGGCAGCUGUUUCAGCACUUGUCAUUGGGGCUGUAAUUCAUGGGGUUACUAACUUGGAGAGAAUGGUAACUGUCUUAAGAUUGAAGGAAGGGUUGGAUGUAGUUCAGUUUGUAAGGAGUACCAAAACCAAUUCCAACGGCAAUGCUCGCUCGGUUGGGACUUUUAAGGUGGAGAGCUCUGUUGAACUUUCUGUGCACUGGUUUAGACUGCUGGUUGGAAACUGCAGAACUGUCUGUGAUGGACUGGUUGCAGAACUUGUGGGUGAACCAUCUAUUGUAGCUCUUUUGAGGAUGCAGAGAAUGCUCCCCAUUAAAUUGGUCUUUCCUCCAGCUUAUGCAAUAUUUUCAUUUGUUAUUUGGAAGCCAUUCAUUUUUAGCAGUAAUAUUACUGCCCGUGAAGACAUUCAACAACUAUAUCAGUCUUUAACUAUGGCUAUUGGUGAUGCUAUAAGACACUUACCUUUUCGAGAUGUUUGUCUGAGGGACAGUGCUGGUUUCUAUAACAUUGUAGCUGCAGAUUCUACUGAUGCUGAGUUUGCAGCCUUGUUAGAGUUGAAUGGUUUGGACAUGCAUUUGAAAUCCUUAGCCUUUGUCCCUCUACGUGGAAGGCUAUUCCUAAAUGCAUUGAUUGAUUGCAAGAUGCCAAACCCUUCCUUUCAUGAUGAUGGCACUCGAGCUUCUGGACAUGCUGAACCUAAGCCUUCACAUAUGGAGGGCAACUCAAAGCUUUUGGAUAAGCUUGUUCAUGUUUUAGAUACACUGCAACCAGCAAAAUUUCAUUGGCAGUGGGUUGAGCUGAGGCUGCUCCUAAAUGAACAAGCACUCCUUGAAAAGAUGGAGAAUCAUGAUGUGUCGUUAGUGGAUGCUAUCUGUUCUUCCUCACCUAGUUCUGAGGAAGCUGCUGCUUCUGAGACUGAAAACAAUUUCAUUCAGAUCAUCUUCACUAGAUUGUUGGUCAGACCUGAUGCUGCUUCACUUUUCUCUGAGGUGGUUCAUCUUUUUGGGAGGUCUUUAGAAGAUUCUGUGUUGAUGCAGGCUAAAUGGUUUCUAGCAGGCCAGGAUGUUUUGUAUGGACGAAAAACUGUUCGACAACGUCUUAUUGAUAUUGCUGAACGUAAAGGUCUUUUGACUAAACCUCAGUUUUGGAGGCCCUGGGGUUGGUCUUAUUCUAAUUUUGAUCCUGCAACAGAAAGGAAGGAGAAGAAGAAGUUUGAAGCGACCCCUUCAGUGGAAGGGGAAGUUGUUCUUGAGGGAAAGGAAUCAAGGAGGCAUGUGAAGGGAUCUGCUCAUAUGGAUGCUGAAGGCUACAAUGUCACCCAGCAGCAGGUGACUGAGAAGGCUUUCAUUGAAUUGGUUCUUCCUUGCAUUGAUCAGAGCUCUGAUGAUUUGUGCAGUACCUUUGCAAGUGAACUAAUCAAGCAGUUGAGUACCAUAGAGCAACAAAUAAGUUCUUUUAUGUGUGGGUUAACCAAAACAGCUUCUUCUGGAUUUGAAGGUUCUGGUAAUAAGGGCAAAAAUCGCAAAAGUAUUAGAGGUAGCAGUCCUAGAUUGGCACAACGACAUAUGGGAGUCAUGGAUAUUGCUCCACCAUCCCCUGCAGCCUUGCGAGCUUCCAUAUCGCUGAGGUUGCAGUUUGUUAUCAGACUUUUGCCAAUCAUAUGUGCACAUGGGGAGCCAUCAGUGCGAAGCAUGAGGCACAUGCUUGCUUCUGUGGUUCUUCGUUUGCUGGGAAGUCGGGUUGUGUAUGACGAUGUUGACGUAUAUUUUAAUCUGAUGCCAUAUAAGAGGGAGGGGGAGCUGACUAUGGAAUCUUCUGCUGCAUCUGCUGAUAUGCCUGGGGAAAGUCUUUUUAAUUGCCUAUUGUUGGUCCUGCAUGGGUUGUUAAGCCGUUGCCAGCCAAGUUGGCUAAGUUCAAAACCUGCUACAAAAUCAACCAGUGUAUUUUCCAAAGAUUUUUCUGGGUUCGAUCGUGAGGUGGCAGAGAAUUUACAGAAUGACUUGAAUCGGAUGCAGUUACCUGAAAUCAUCAGAUGGCGCAUUCAAACUGCAAUGCCAAUACUUUUUCCUUCUGUCCGCUACUUCAUUUCAUGCCAGCCACCAUCUGUCCAACUUGCUGCUCUUAGUUUACUUCAACCUGGCAUCUCUGCUGGAUUCAGCCCUCAAAGAUCUGUUCCUUUGGCAAGAGCGACAAAUAGCAUAGCAGGAAAGUCUAAACCAGUGCCAUUAUCACAGGAUUGUGAUACUGACAUUGACCCAUGGACACUUUUGGAAGACGGAGCAGGGUCUGGCCCAUCUUCAAGUAACCCUGCUGUUUUAGCCAGCAGUGAUCAUGCUAAUCUCCGAGCCUGCAGUUGGCUAAAGGGAGCUGUGAGGGUCAGGAGGACAGACCUCACUUAUAUUGGUGCUAUAGAUGAAGACAGCUGAUUUAAGGUUAACUUCAUUUUUGAGUUGGUCCAAGGGUAGCACAUCCCUCAACAGUGAUCCAAAUGUUCAUUUAUGGUGCACAACUGGCACUAUAGUCCCAUCUUGGGGUGGGGAGGUGGGGUGGUGAAGGAGAGAUAGAGAGAGAGCUGUUAGGGGUGCCAUUUUGCCAGUUGGUCAAUUGGGAUAGAGGGGGGAUGAGGGUCUUAGAGCGCUGGGAGAAGAAAUGGCAAAACUUGGUAAGCUAGCCCAUCUAGGUGGAUUGUGAUCCUGCCCUCCUGCGGAAGUGCUUAACCUUUGCAAGACCUCCCACGUUCUGGACUUCGCACUUCCAGGUGCGGUUCAGAGGCUUGUUGUAUAUAUAGUGAUAAAAUUGUUUCGAUUUACCAAUUGAUCCGAGUAAGAUAUCUCGAGAAUGAUAUGUAGCUUUUUCAUUGCUCGGCUCGUGCUCUCCACCUUCCAUACAAAGGGAUGCAUCCACAGGACGCAUGCAAAGGCAUCUAAUCAUUUAUGCAAAUUAUGUUAAGAGUGUUGAAUUCGUAUAUCAUGCGUCUGCAUGCGAGGGCGGAAGUGAGAAGAGUACGGUAUCAGUUUUUUGCAUGACAUCGUACACUGAGAACUUUAACAUUCUACUAGAUUUUGGACGAUUAUAAUCCUAACUUGGAAGAAGUGAGUAAUAAUUUCAAUGAUAUGGUCUAAUAAUAGAUAUAUUGAAUG